AUGUCUACAACAUCGAAAGAUGGCAUUCCAUCCAUUGCCUUGGAAGCUGCUCUCAAGCCCACAUCAUCAUCCAUUGACCUUUCAUCACAUUUAGUUGUUCAUGGUCAUGAUUUUAAUAAACCCGGCCCCGUUGAUUACAAUGCUCUGUUAAAUUCCUAUGUAUCGACUGGUUUUCAAGCCACACAUUUCGGCCAAGCAUGCCAACAAAUCAAAUCCAUGCUUGAAAAUGACUCUCUGAUUUUCUUUGGUUAUACAUCAAACAUGGUCUCCAGUGGAUGCCGGGAUAUCAUACGUUACUUAUGUCAGCAUAAACUUAUCCAUGUUCUUGUUUCAACUGCUGGUGGAGUCGAAGAAGACUUUAUAAAAUGUUUAGCGCCAACUUAUGUCGGAGAAUUUACGUUAAAUGGACAACAGUUACGAGCCAAUGGAAUCAAUCGUAUUGGUAACUUAUUAGUACCGAAUACAAACUAUUGCAAAUUUGAAGAUUGGUUGAUGCCAAUAUUGGAUCGGUUUGUUGAUGAAAAUGAGAAUAAUUGCAUUCUGACACCAUCGAAACUAAUCGAAAAACUCGGCAGAGAAAUCAAUAAUGAAGAAUCAAUCUAUUAUUGGUGUGCUAAGAAUGAUAUUCCCGUGUUUUGUCCGGCGAUAACUGAUGGAAGUCUGGGCGAUAUGUUAUAUUUUCAUACAUAUCGCAAACCCGGACUGAAGAUUGAUAUUUUAGACGAUUUGAAAAGAAUCAACAAUUUGGCUGUUCAUGCAAAGUCAACUGGAAUGCUGAUUUUAGGUGGUGGAAUCGUUAAACAUCAUAUUUGUAACGCCAAUCUAAUGCGCAAUGGUGCUGAUUAUGCUGUUUAUAUCAAUACAGGAUCGGAAUACGACGGAUCCGAUUCAGGAGCAAGUCCGGAUGAAGCGAUUUCCUGGGGUAAAAUUCGUUCAGUGGCCAAGCCAGUCAAGGUUCACGGUGAUGCCACUUUGAUAUUUCCAUUACUUGUUGCUCAAACAUUUGCGCAGCAUAUGCAAAAGAAAUCGUCAACUAAUUAA
Molecule: messenger RNA, 1041 nt
Organism: Adineta ricciae
Lineage: Eukaryota; Metazoa; Rotifera; Eurotatoria; Adinetida; Adinetidae
Source: the annotation of a GenBank genome assembly